UUGACUUGCUGAGUGGACUAAAGAUGGGGGAGCAAGGUGAUUGGCUGGAGGCUAACAGAGGAGACUGGGCGGCCAUCUUGAAUUCCCAGACCCAGACCGGUAGAGCCAAGGGCCCACGGGACAACAUCACAGAGCAUGCCAGGACCAGAAGCGACAAAGUGGAGUCUGCAGUCCAUGAGGACCUGCUGAUAUCCAGUGUUGCUGGUGGGAGAGACUGGAGCUCAGAGGUGGCUGGUCACAAAGCCUGGCCCCAGAUCAGAACCCAGGAUCAGGAGCCUUCGCUCUUCCUUCCCGAGUCGGAACCAAGACCGAACCAUGAGAGACAGAGACUCCACCACACAGAACACAGCCAGUGGAUAGGUGGACUGAACAACAGUCCUGGUGGUCAUCAGAGUGACAGAGGCUCCAGUCAGGGAUCCAGUCUGCAGCCCAGACACUUCUCUUCACAGUCUCAGUACAGGGAUGAAGCAGGGCCUGGGGCUGAUAGAGAUCGACCCUCCUGUUCCUAUGAUACAAACACCACAGUAUCCAUGAUGAACAGAGCAGGUCAACCUGGGCUUCAGCCUUCACAGAGAGUGGUGGGAGACCCCCCUGGUGGUAGUCUAACUGGAAGUCUGUCUUCUCCUUCAGGAUCUCGUCUAAUGCCUGGUGACUGGGUUCAUAGAAAGCCUGGGGCUGAACCUGGGUCUAGCCUUCCUCAGUUACCUCAUGGUUACCCCACCAAUACAGACAGGGUCAGGAUGGGCUUUCACCACAAGCACUACCUAGCCUCUAACACAGUACAGAAUCCCAACAACAACCAAACAAUGGCUAGAGGUCAAGGAGGGAGCUCAAAGACUAACCACCUGAGGGUGGCUCCUGCUUCUACCUCCUCUGGUGUCAUUGGGUCACAACGUGGGAGGCUGAGCAUUAGGACGGACGCCGACAAGCCAUACACCUGCCCCACCUGUGGGAGGCGCUUUGCUAAAGCGAGCUAUGUGAAGAUGCACCAGACCGUUCACACCAAGGAGAGGCCCUUCAAGUGCAAACUAUGUUACAAGAGCUUCUCCUUCCUGACUAACCUCAUCAGACAUAGGAGUGUACACAAUGGGGAGAAAUCGUAACAGUGUGGCCUGAGAUGUACACCGGGGAUACCUGGGAACCAUUCUUUAGCUGACAUAUUAUAGUUAUGUGAAGUGUCUUUGGGUAAGAGAGUAACCACAUACCCCUCAUUAACCCUUUGUUAACUUGUCAUUUGAAACAGGCUGGUGUAAAUACCUGUUUUUAGAGAGACAGUAAACCUAGGCUAGAACAAGGACAGUUUAAUAUUUACCUUACUGAGGUGAUGUAGAUCGAAUAAAGUAAUUAUAUUUUCUACUCUAUUCUUGCUAACGCUGUUCUUUCUAAACAAAUCUGCUCUGAGCUUGAAAGAUGGUGAUCAUGAAUAGGAGAUUUGAUGUGUAAUGUAGUAAGCAGUACCGUAUUUCAAAGAACAGCAUGCACACCUUUUUCAUUUAACCACACCCUUUGAGCUAUGACGCCAACCAUUAAGUAUGAGGCGUUAUACGUGCCUAUACCUCGACUGUAACAUGUAAUAUUCAACUGAUAAGGCAAUGCCGCAAUAGUGAUUAUUGGAAGAAUUGAACCGCACAUGCAACGAGAACCAGAAGCACCGACUGCUAGCGGAGAAGAGUGGAUGAUUGUAAGUGCAAACUUCUUUGGAAGACUGUUGUGGAGGUGGAAGGGGGGGGCACAAAGCUACAGCACAGACAGCUGUGGAAGCUAGCUACAGAUUGUUACACCCGAUAAUGUGAUGUAACCAAAGAUUGUUGUUAUCCAUUACUGGGAGUUACAGGUUUGGUGUAGCACAGAGAAUUUUCGACCAACCCUAACUUGGCGAUACUAUCUUCGUUUUUGAUUCAGCCAAACAGAGGCCGUAAAGCAAAAAACUUAAGUCUGUCUCAGAUCGAUGGUCUGGGGCCAAGUUAACCUCCCCUUUCAUGUAAGAAAGUCAUGAACAUCAUGCUUUUAGGGAAAGAUAAUCAUUUUGUACAUGUAUUAAACUGCGAGUUUGAGAAUUUUUAUGUGGAAGGAGUGAGAAGCUCAGUUCAGGUGAAUUUUUAAAAUAUUCUUCAAAAUGAAGGGUUUUUGAUUGGCCCAGAAACCGGUGGGUUGGGCCAGAGCCAGAACACACGUUGGUAAAGCGGCAGUUUGAAAAUGUGUAAUUGGCUUUUGAUACUGUGAUUGAUUAGAGACGAUCCAAUCGCUGAUUACUUUGUUUAGUACAACGCCCCUCGUGCCCCUUGUCACCACAUAUGACUUCAAUGAUGACAGUCUCAGACCAAAGUGUGUAGCGAACGACAGAGCAGCGGAAGAAUUUAGUGAGUCGUCAGGCUACAUGCAUAUAGCCUAUGCCUGGUCUAUAUUAUCAGGUGUGCUAUUAGCAAUAAGCAUUAUCACCUGUAGCCCAACUGAUGCAGCCUAGUGGCUAUAAAAUGAACAUAGGCUGAUCCUGGGGUUUGUUCAUCUGCAUUUACCCCAUUGGACACAACAUCAUGAUUGUUAUUAAUUAUUAUUUUAAUAUAAAUAUAUAACUAAUUAGGUUCUCCCAUCUCCACAGAGGAACGCUGGAAGGGGGGCGGUUUCUAAUACAAAAUAUGUCAUUGCCCUUUUUAAGAUGCCAUUGUCCCUUUAAGAGGUCUGUUGCGGGCAGCUGUGCCUAAACCAUGCUUGAAACUCCAGUUCUAACUGCAUUUGUACACUGAACAAAAAUGUAAAAUGCAACAUGUAAAGUGAGAAGGGCUUACCAAGAAAAACGUCCAAAAGGACUAAUUCGAUAUAAAAAGCACUCAACAAAAAAAAGGCAGAGAUUGAUUUCUUCUUGCUCACUUUAAUCCAUUGUACAGGAUACGGACAGGUGACUGACGUUUUGACGUCAAGCUGACGUCUUCCUCAACAUGUAAAGUGUUGGUCCCAUGUUUCAUGAGUUGAAAUAAAAGAUUUCCGAAAUGUUC
This is a messenger RNA of Coregonus clupeaformis (lake whitefish), 2993 nucleotides long. Its product is annotated as zinc finger protein 205. The transcript has 3 exons. NCBI's taxonomy places the organism in Eukaryota, Metazoa, Chordata, Actinopteri, Salmoniformes, Salmonidae. The coding region runs from base 24 to 1103 and encodes 359 amino acids. Gene Ontology annotation, cellular component: nucleus. The record is from RefSeq and is a predicted model, not a curated record.